This is a messenger RNA of Seminavis robusta, 1179 nucleotides long. Lineage: Eukaryota; Bacillariophyta; Bacillariophyceae; Naviculales; Naviculaceae. The record is from the annotation of a GenBank genome assembly.
AUGCCUCCCACAGAUGAACCUACCAUUGAUCCCCAGGAAGAUCAACCUACCUUUGAGCCAACCUUGGAGCCCGUUCAGCCAACAUUGGAGCCAGUUGAGCCAACGUUUGAGCCCGUUGAGCCAACAUUGGAGCCCGUUGAGCCAACCUUUGAGCCAACGGAGCCUGCAACAAACCCGCCAACCAACCCACCCACUGAACAACAAACACAAGUGCCUAAUCAAUCUCCUUCUGAGCCCCCAACACAACCACCACCAUUUCUCCCACAGCCCACUGAACCACCUACGGCAGCACCAAAUGAUGCGCCUUCAAAUCCGCCUACUCCACAACCAACUGAGCCUCCCACAGAAACGCCAACCAAUCCACCCACUCCGCAACCCACACAGCCGCCUACAGAGCAGCCCACACAGGCACCAACAUGCGAUCCUGAUACACUAGCAACAACGCUUUAUUAUGUGGAGCUUAUAGGUUCAGAAUCCAUUACAGAUGAAAAUCUGAUCGAUGCGUUCUCCAGUGCUGAUGACUCCCUCAGCAAGGACGAGUGCGACCCAAUCGUGGUUGGGGUCUCAAUCUCCGCACGUGAAACGGAUCUAGUUACGGAAACAAUAACCUUUGAAAUUGACGCAUUGGUGGAACCUGCAGUUCAUCCGAUCGAGUCCUUUAGCUUGUACGGGGGUAGUGGUGGUGAUGAUGGUGCCUUUUUCGAUGCAUAUGAAGUACAGGGACCAAUUGUGACCAGUGGAGCCGUUCUCCUUGAAGUUGGAGAUGCUUCAGGCACCAGGCUGAGCGAUUUCAGUCUCGACAUUGAUGAUCUCGCCAACACAACGACACUGUACACUGGUUACAAUUCGUCGAUCGAUCAAGCGCAUUUGGUCAAUGUUUCUGCUGAGUCGAUACCAAAUGAAAGUGUGGAGACUCCAAUGUUACCACCGAAGGGCACUGCAAACUUACCUGGAUUCGUCUCUAUCUUUGCUCCACUUCGUGGCUCCUCUUCCAACAGCCGUUCUGGUACAACGUCGCAAGGACUGGAACAGACUGGAGUGCCAACACUGCAACCGACCAGGGAACCGACCCCGGAGCCGACGGUGGAGCCAACGGUGGAGCCAUCGCGCCCAUCCGAGCAAACCACCGCACCUACUCUGGAAUCUACAAUGGAGCAGACAGCAGAAGCGGCUCCUUGA